Cylas formicarius (sweet potato weevil) is the source of this 1422-nucleotide messenger RNA. RefSeq names its product lipase member H-B-like. Gene Ontology annotation, biological process: lipid metabolic process. The transcript is spliced from 6 exons. The coding region runs from base 288 to 1313 and encodes 341 amino acids. Lineage: Eukaryota; Metazoa; Arthropoda; Insecta; Coleoptera; Brentidae. Gene Ontology annotation, molecular function: lipase activity. The record is from RefSeq and is a predicted model, not a curated record.
UUUUUUUAAGUAUAUAGCGUUUUCCGAACAGAAAAUUAGCAGAUAUUCAGUAUUCAGGUCGUGUUUCCACAAAGAGGACACCCACAUCGGAGAUGAUUUAGUUCAUAUCGUCAUUAAACAUUUUCGUAGAAAAGGGAAUGGAUUUCUGCGCAUGUCUCUAUAUUUCACAAACUAACUUGCAGUUGGGGCCAUUUUCUUUCUAAACAGCGAUAUCCACAAACUUAACUCCUUUUUGCGUGCAGGUUUAUUGGGAUCUGGACACACUUACUGACGAUCUGUCAGCGGCCAUGUUGAGUGCCCGCUUUGGCAUAGGUUAUUUGGUAUGGGGAUCACACUACAGCAGAGAAGAGUUAGCAAAAAAAUAUCCUGGAUACGGAACUACAUUUAUUUACUUUCCGGAUGAUGACGAUAUUCCGAUGAAAGUGUAUUUAAAUUUUACGAAUUUAACCGGAGCAAGGUUGGGAAUGCUAGGGUUUGAAGAUUACGAUCUAACGCGAUAUGUCACGUUGACUUACUAUUCGAGAGCCUUUUCAAAAGGAAUAGCGUUAACAGGAUUUGAGACUCUGAACUGGUUCUUGAUGAGAAAUAAGCCCGUCAGAUUUAUCACCCACGGUUGGAUGUCCGACGCAACAAAGGAUAUGGCCAUAAAUUUGACAAAUGGUUUCUUAAAUAAAUAUGAUGCAAAUAUUUUUGUUGUCGACUGGUCGCGUAUAUCUAAAAACAUUUUUUACCCAAUCCCCAUGAUGGCGACCUGGGAAGUUGGAAACCACAUCGCGAAAUAUCUAAAUUACCUCACAGACAAUCUAGGUGUCGAUCCUGGUGAUAUUCACAUGGUCGGCCAUAGUUUGGGUGCCCAUGUGUCCGGAUUCGCAGCUCGUGCUGCCAAAGGUCGCAUAGGAAGGGUAACAGGUUUAGAUCCUGCAUUGCCAGGAUUUUCGGUUGGACUUGUAGAAGGUGGAACGAUAUCAGCUGAGGACGCCCAGUUCGUAGACAUUAUCCACACUUGUGCUGGAUUUCUCGGUUACAAGGAACCACUAGGGCAUGUUGAUUUUUACCCUAACGGAGGGACACCACCACAACCGGGAUGCACCAUCUUGGAACUCGUGGAGGCCUGCAGUCAUGGCAAGAGUUGGAAGAUAUUUGCGAGUAGCCUUUUAAAUACUGAUCAACACAUGGCAUACAAGUGUAGAAAUUUUUCGGAAUUGGCCAGGAGGCGGUGUUUGGGAGAAUCGAUACCUAUUGGGGAUUCCACACCAAGCGUCGGCAGGGGUGUUUACUACGCCGACAUACCAGAAAUUGAUAUGAAGAAAUAAAAGUCGAUGUCAAACCUCUAAAACAAAAAUAUACAAACUGAUUUGCUAGAUAUUUUCUCUUACUUGUACCCCUAAUCUCUCAACGAAUAUUAAUUAAACUGUUUUUAAA